AAUUCCAGAAUUAAUAAUGAUAGUGUCCACCGGUGGAGUUCUUGUUCUAACAACCUGUCGAACAUGACGAACAUUUACGUCCACAGCAAUGAGCCGAUUCGUGCCGUGUAUUUAUUAUAUUUUUAAAUAAUUUUUUUUAUUACUUUUACAUUAAAAUUAUUGUUGUUGAAUUGUAAAAUAAUUUUAUAUUUGAGGUUAUAUAUAAAAGUGCUUGUGAAAUAUUUAAAAAGCCAACGCCCCGGACUAUCGCCAAAGUGUCAAUGUCUAUGCACAAAUAUUCAGAGAAAUAAUAAUAUAAUAUGUAGUAUAUAUACUUUUUAAACUUUUACUCUACGGUUUUAUUUAUGUUAUUAAAACGAUAGAGAAGAUAACGAGGUCGCAAGUCUGGCUACGAGUGUAUGAGUGUUAUUGUAUUGUUCAGAUAUUAAUAGGCGUUGGUAUGUGUAGGUCUGUCACUUAACUUGGCUUCCUCUCCCCGCUCUACUCUAUCAUACAAUUACGAUCUACUCUGCUGUGCUGAGUAUCUGCUCUGCUGUAAAGACUGUUGUCUUACCUGGAUUUUUAACCGAUUCGCGGCCACGAUGUCAUCUACUAUUGAUACCAGGUCGAUUGGUCACGUAAAGUCUACCAUCAUAACGUGGAUAUUCGUAUAAUAGUUGUGAUAUUUUAUUUUAUACGACAACUAACACACUGUUAUUGAUAUUGGCUUUCAUUUGUGAAACAUAAAUUUAUGAAUUUUUAAAUUAAAUAAAAAUAUUUAUAAACUUUUUUUACUAAAUUUAUUAAGGAGCUGUAAAAAUGUUUACGAGAAAGAAAAAGAAGCCACAAAUAUCAACACCAACAAAUUUUGAGCAUCGAGUACAUACUGGUUUUGAUAAACGUGAAGGAAAGUUUGUUGGUUUACCAUUACAGUGGGCGUCAAUUGUUGGUAAUAAUCAGAUAUUAAAGUCGACAAAUCGACCAUUGCCACUAGUUGAUCCUAGUGAAAUAACACCCACAGAAAUAUUAGAUUUGAAGACAAUUGUACGUGGACACAAUGAUCCGCGUAUUAGCAAAAAUAAUGGCCAGAGUAAUGGUAAUAACAAUGAAAAUAAUAGUAAAUUUGAGAAUGGUGGAUUACCGAAAAUGAGUACUGUUGCAAGAUCUAAUUCGUUGAGAUCUUCAAGUCCACCAAGAUUGAGGCGAGAUUUUCGCAAUAAUGCUAAUUUACCGCCGUCUGUACCGGAAGGACAAGAAGUAUCAUCAAGUCCAAGUCAAAUGGUGCCUACAUAUACGAUGUAUGGAAAACCUUAUGGUUAUCCUGACAAAAUGAGGCAGCAAAAUUCAUCGAGUGUUGGUAAUAUGGUUGGAAGUGGACCUAUUUCUGGUCCUGGUUCUGGACCUCCUGGACCCGUUAAUUCAAGUUUACAAAAUAUACAAAAUAUGAAUCCGAACUUGCAAUCAUCACCGAAUUUAACGAAUGCAAUAAACAAUGCUCCGAAUUUGUCGAUGAAUUUCCAAAAUUUAAGCCCUAUACCAAGUCAUCAAGACGGAUCUAAUGUUAAUAAUUCAAUUAGUAGUCCAAUAAAUGAACAUGAUUAUCAAAGAAUGAAUGCACCAUCAACAAUGUCAGGACAGAACCCUGAAAAUAUCCGGACAAUGACAGAGGCUGCUAGAGAUCACGCAAUACCUGCAAAUAUGAUGAUACAUAAAUUACAGCCAAAGAUAUCACCAGUUGGUUCAAUAGCAUCUCAACGACCCCUCAGUCAAUUGAGUACUCAUAAUAUCAUAAAACAUCCACAUAAUUAUCUUAUGCCUGAAAACUCAUCGUCACUACAUGGACAUUUUAAUAAGCCACCAGAAAGUUCACAGUCGAUGCAUAAUUUGUCAAAACUGGCGGGACAUCCGACAGUAUCAGCUAUGCCCAGUUCAAGUGCCACUAGCUCAGUACCAGAUCAAAGUCAAAGUAUUAAGGGCGCAAUGUCAUCGGCUAGUCUUAAUCCAGGCUCUGGAAAUUUAUCUGUUAGUAAUAAUAACAAUAAUAAUAACAACACCAGCAACAAUAACAAUAAUAAUAUGAAUAAUAAUAAACAAAAUGCUGAUCAGAGAUUAACGCAUGAACAAUUUAGAAAAGCACUGCAAAUGGUAGUCAGUAGUGCAGAUCCACGUGAUAAUUUAGACAAUUUUGUAAAGAUUGGUGAAGGCAGUACUGGUACUGUUUGCAUAGCUACGGAUAAAGAGAGAAAACGUCAAGUCGCUGUUAAAAAAAUGGACUUAAGAAAACAACAGCGACGUGAAUUACUCUUCAAUGAAGUUGUCAUAAUGCGAGAUUAUCAUCAUGUAAAUAUUGUUGAAAUGUAUGACAGUUUUUUGGUUGACGAUGAACUGUGGGUCGUAAUGGAGUAUCUUGAAGGCGGAGCGUUGACAGAUAUUGUUACGCAUUCACGUAUGAAUGAAGAACAAAUCGCAACUGUUUGUAUUCAAUGUUUGAGACCGCUAUACUAUCUUCACUCUCAAGGUGUAAUUCAUAGAGAUAUUAAAUCAGAUUCAAUUCUUCUUACUGCUGAUGGCAGAGUUAAACUUUCUGACUUUGGAUUCUGCGCUCAGGUAUCACAAGAAUUGCCAAAGAGAAAGUCACUUGUAGGCACACCUUACUGGAUGAGCCCUGAAGUUAUUUCAAGGUUACCGUAUGGACCUGAAGUUGAUAUUUGGUCAUUGGGAAUUAUGAUUAUUGAAAUGGUUGACGGUGAACCUCCGUUCUUUAACGAACCGCCACUCCAGGCGAUGAGAAGAAUCCGGGAUAUGUUACCGCCUAAGCUGAAAAACUCACACAAGGUGAGCCCGCGGCUACAGGGCUUCUUGGAAAGAAUGUUGGUUCGUGAUCCAGCGCAGAGAGCCACUGCUGAAGAAUUAUUGCAACAUCCGUUCCUAAGACAAGCAGGAAGUCCUAGUGUCUUGAUACCACUGAUGCGUAGUGCAAGACAUACCAAUUGUUGACCUGAAAAAUUUUUAUUCAAAUAAAACUAAUUAUUUGAUUAUACAAUUUUUUCAUAUAGAAAAUUGUUAAAUUGAGAUUUUUAUAAUUAUUAGGAGUAAUUAAACAAUUAUUUAGGUAAAGUGACUGGAAAUUUUACAUUCCAAUUUUUCAUAUCAUUUUUUUUUGACUAAAAUUUUUAAAAAUCAUGAAAAAAGGCUAUUUAAUUUUGUAAAGAAUGUGGUAGCUAUGCUUUGUUAUAUAUAGUAUAUAUAUAUAUAUAUAUUUUUUUUUUUUUUUUUAUUAUAAAGAGAUAAAAAGUAACGUAGUAUUUACACAUGAGUGCCUUCAAACAAUAUAGAGUAACGUACCAUAUAAUUUUUAUUACGAGUGCAGCUAAAUUUCUAGAAUUUCUUUUAUAUAAAUAUAGAUGAAAGAAGAAUUUUUAAAUAAAAAUAAGUUUUGCACUCAUUAUGCCACUGAAGUAUAUUACAUCUAUGAUAAUUAUGUUAGUUAUGAAUUAAUUAACUAAGAAAAAUAUUUUUGGCCUUCUGUAAUAUUAAGACUGAACAAUUUUUCGCAUCGAUCAAAAUUAAUUAAUAAAUUUUUUAGUAAUUUAUAAAUAUAAUAUAUAGUUUUUUUUUAUACAAUGGCUACAUUAAUGUAUACGUCUCAAAUGGAUUUCUUAAAUUAGAAGAGAAGACAUUUUUUUAAAUAAAAUAUCAAAAGUAAAAUAAUGAAAAUUUUUAUCAAUAUUUGAAUAAUUGAAUUUUAAUUAUUUAUUAAUUUAGAUUAUAUAAAUUUUAAACUCAUUGCAGUUAAAAAUGCUGCAUUUAAUCAAAACUAUAAAUGGAAGACAUUAUAUUGAUAUUAAUUUAUAAAUACUUUGAUAGCUUUACCGAAGAAUUAUUGUUGAAGUAUGUUCCACAUUGAUAGUUUCGUAAAUGAGGCUUGCCUACUUAUUAUGUAUAACUUUUAACAAUAUAUGUGUCAUUUCUUCCGUGCUUAGUGAUUAGUAAUUAUAAUUAUUUUGUAAAUAAAUAAUGACAAGUAACAAUUUA
This is a messenger RNA of Cotesia glomerata, 4014 nucleotides long. RefSeq names its product serine/threonine-protein kinase PAK mbt (gene mbt). The transcript is spliced from 4 exons. Gene Ontology annotation, molecular function: protein serine/threonine kinase activity; ATP binding. Gene Ontology annotation, cellular component: cytoplasm. NCBI's taxonomy places the organism in Eukaryota, Metazoa, Arthropoda, Insecta, Hymenoptera, Braconidae. The coding region runs from base 799 to 2976 and encodes 725 amino acids. The record is from RefSeq and is a predicted model, not a curated record. Gene Ontology annotation, biological process: protein phosphorylation; intracellular signal transduction; regulation of MAPK cascade.